Messenger RNA from Colletotrichum graminicola M1.001, 501 nucleotides. RefSeq lists its product as uncharacterized. The record is from RefSeq and is a predicted model, not a curated record. The coding region runs from base 1 to 501 and encodes 166 amino acids. The transcript has a single exon. Lineage: Eukaryota; Fungi; Ascomycota; Sordariomycetes; Glomerellales; Glomerellaceae.
AUGGUCCCUGAGUCUGUUUCUUGUUUCGACCGCCAAGAGCCUUGGCCACUGAAAGAUGGCAAAGUCAAAAAAGCCGAGCGUUCCAAACUUGGAACUCCACGACUCGCCCAACGGUCUACUGCAUACGGUCGCUGGGGGUUCCGGACAGUGAUAUCCUAUCUGGUAAUACUGACCGCAGUAUCACCGAUUCCCAGCAUCAUGGUUUCUAUCUUGCUGGUACCCAUUUCCACCCAGAUUAGCUGCGGCGCAUUUGCUCUCUGGUCGGCAAAUGUGGACGAGUUCGUCCUUUGUUCUGCCGUGAUUGUGGCGCUGGCACUACGCAUGUUUCAGCUUCCGACCCGACCACCUGGCCAACCGCACAGAACAGGAAGCUUUCCUACCUUUGCGGCGAUGGAAAAUUCCACCCUUGCCCCAUGUCUGAUCUGGUCGUCGUCGGGCGGCAAGACGAAGCGAGCCGGCAAUAGGAAAGCAACCAACACAGAUACCCAACGGCAUCGAUAA